Molecule: messenger RNA, 420 nt
Organism: Gongylonema pulchrum
Lineage: Eukaryota; Metazoa; Nematoda; Chromadorea; Rhabditida; Gongylonematidae
Source: the annotation of a GenBank genome assembly
AUGGAUGAUACGAAAAAGCGACGACAAAAAGCGGAAACAAAACGGGCCGAAAGGAAGCAUGCUUGUCCAAAUUGUGCGGCGAGAUUUCCGUUCCCAAACAAACUGAGACUACACAUCAAAUCACAUCAUUCGUGUAAGUCUACGAAUUAUUCAUGCUAUACCUUAUUAUUCGCUGUAGUUUUUGGACAUUUAAGGGAAUUCCGCUAUGAUUUGCAGUGGAAUAUCAAUGUGGUACCUCGAUAUUUGGAAGAUGUCAAUUUUGCAUUGCAACACUUAAAAAUUACAUUAUUUUUUGGCUAUAUCUUAUUAUUCGCUGUAGUUUCUCGACAUUUAAGGGAAUUCCGCUAUGAUUUGCAAUGGAAUAUCAAUGUUGUACCUCGAUAUUUGGAAGAUGUCAAUGUUUUGCGCCACAACACUUAA